Ostreobium quekettii is the source of this 690-nucleotide messenger RNA. The record is from the annotation of a GenBank genome assembly. Lineage: Eukaryota; Viridiplantae; Chlorophyta; Ulvophyceae; Bryopsidales; Ostreobiaceae.
AUGCGCGGCGCCCAGGCCAGACGCUGCCACCCCUGGGCGCUCGUCCUGCCGACCACGGCGCUCAUCUUCUUCCUCCUUGGCCGCCUUAACAGCCGCCCGCUGCCCAGGGCGGGCGGCCGACAUGUGCUGCCCGUGCAAGUGCCCACAGUGCCACAUGCACUUGCGUUCGACGACGAGCAAGACAGCGCGGCCUCCCGGGGCUGGCCGCCCAGGGAGCAGGUCGCGCGGCUGGCCAAGUGCGGCCGCAUCGUGCUGGCCAUCGUGAACUGCGGCUUCCUGGACUUCGCGGACAACUGGGCACAGUCGCUGCUCAGGGCGGGCGUGGGCCACUUCGCGUUCGUGCCCCUGGACCAGAACGCCUACGCGCAGCUGAGGGAGCACUACCCGGAGCACACCAUACCCCCCCUCCCAAGUGAACUUGGGGGAACGGAGCUGCCAGACAGCAAGGAACACACGUACGGCACGCCGGAGUACUUCCGCCUGAUCAGGGGCCGGCAGACCAUCCUGCUGCGCUUCUUGCACCAGGGCCAUGCAGUCUUUCUGAGCGAUGUAGACACAGUGUGGAUGAGCGACGCCCUGGAUGAAGUGCCGAUCGGAAUGUACGACAUGAUGGCAGCCGACGAUGGCGACAUGAACAUCCCUGUAGGCACAGGACAUGGAAUGUAUGUCUGUGCAGGUCGGUGCCAAUAA